AUGCAAGAGGUUGUCGGCGCGUACAAGGAUACCUCAGUGCCCAAGAAGGUCCAGUCCACGGGACUACACAUCGCAGGUCAAAAGUACAUUGUCAUUAAGGCAGACGAGUCAAGUUUGUAUGGAAAGAAGGGUCGAGAAGGCGUCGUCAUUGUCAAGACAAAGCAAGCACUGCUUAUCACACACUACCCGGAGACGAUACAGCCCGGUACUGCGGCCAACACGGUCGAGAAACUCGCUGCCUAUCUAGUCAGCGUGGGAUAUUGA
Messenger RNA from Cladophialophora bantiana CBS 173.52, 264 nucleotides. RefSeq lists its product as uncharacterized. Gene Ontology annotation, cellular component: cell cortex. NCBI's taxonomy places the organism in Eukaryota, Fungi, Ascomycota, Eurotiomycetes, Chaetothyriales, Herpotrichiellaceae. Gene Ontology annotation, molecular function: actin monomer binding. The record is from RefSeq and is a predicted model, not a curated record. The coding region runs from base 1 to 264 and encodes 87 amino acids. The transcript has 2 exons.